Tigriopus californicus is the source of this 1023-nucleotide messenger RNA. RefSeq names its product tRNA (guanine-N(7)-)-methyltransferase-like. Gene Ontology annotation, molecular function: tRNA (guanine(46)-N7)-methyltransferase activity. Gene Ontology annotation, cellular component: tRNA methyltransferase complex. The record is from RefSeq and is a predicted model, not a curated record. The transcript has a single exon. Bases 52 to 939 code for a protein of 295 amino acids. Gene Ontology annotation, biological process: RNA (guanine-N7)-methylation; tRNA methylation. NCBI's taxonomy places the organism in Eukaryota, Metazoa, Arthropoda, Copepoda, Harpacticoida, Harpacticidae.
UCGUUCUUCUUGCCUUCAUUCCAGACUUCACCCCAUGUGUGUUUAUAGUUUAUGCAGGCAUGGUCUGAGUUAGAUUUAUGCCAUCAGCUUGAACUUCGGUGUAGCGGAUUGCAUGGUUCAACCGGAAUAACACCACUUGGUCCCCCGGUAUUUAUCUCAAGCCAGCCCAGCAUGGCCACUUCUCCGGCGAUUGCACCCGAGGCCAUGGACACGUCGGCCUUGCCGCAACUCCCGCAAAAGCGCUUCUACCGGCAACGUGCUCACUCUAAUCCCAUGGCCGAUCACUGCUUCGAUUACCCGCUCACGCCCGCUCACAUGGACUGGCGAGCCCUCUAUCCGGACUUUCAGUCCCACGACCCGCUGGCCUCGCCCCAAGUCCGGCUAGCCGACAUCGGAUGCGGUUACGGCGGGCUCUUGGUCCAACUUUCGCCCAUGUUCCCCGACCAGCUCAUCUUGGGCAUGGAGAUCCGGGUCAAAGUAUCGGACUACGUGCGAGAUCGUAUCCAAGCCCUCCGACAGCAACACCCCGGAUCCUACCGCAAUAUCGCGUGUCUGCGCUCCAACGCCAUGAAGUACCUGCCCAACUUUUUUCGGCCAGGUCAACUCGAGAAGCUCUUCUUUCUGUUCCCCGAUCCGCAUUUCAAGAAGGCCAAGCACAAAUGGCGCAUCAUCAACGACACAUUACUCGCCGAGUACGCCUACGUGCUGGCCGUGGGCGGGUUGAUCUACACCAUGACCGACGUGGAGGAGCUCCAUGUGUGGAUGAGCUCGCAUUGCGCCGAACAUCCUUUGUUUGAGGCCCUGACCGAGAGCGAGCUCCAGCUUGACCCGGUGGUAACCAAGUUGUACGAAUCGACCGAGGAAGGCCAGAAGGUCACGCGGAAUGCCGGUCAAAAGUGGUGUGCCGUGUUUCGACGCAUUCCUGAUCCCAAUAAAUGAAUGAACAUUGCGCCUUAGCCAUCACUGAAAAGAAGAAAAAAAAGGCAGCCUUUGAUUGAUCGGACCCUCCGUUCUAUUUUUCAG